This is a messenger RNA of Xylona heveae TC161, 2017 nucleotides long. Its product is annotated as ribonuclease H-like protein. Bases 228 to 1637 code for a protein of 469 amino acids. Gene Ontology annotation, molecular function: Y-form DNA binding; flap-structured DNA binding; DNA endonuclease activity. Lineage: Eukaryota; Fungi; Ascomycota; Xylonomycetes; Xylonales; Xylonaceae. The record is from RefSeq and is a predicted model, not a curated record. Gene Ontology annotation, cellular component: mitochondrion. The transcript has a single exon.
AAGCUGUGAGGAUACUUGCAUAAACACGACAAAGGUAUCCGCGGUGGCAAUGCUCUGUAUCAGAACGGCGUGCAACUCUCCUUGUAUAUUGCACCUUCAUUAGCCUCAAUUUCCCAACUAUCAUCAAUGACUACACCUUGUAAACAUUGAAAGCCAUCACAUCUCAAAUUUACCACGUGCUCUGGACCACCCCGCUUGCUUCCCCUGCCUUCAUUCCGCAUGAUGGAAUGGCUGUCAGCACAUCAUUUCUCAAUGCUCUCAAAGUCUCACAGCUCAAGACCAUUGCCUCCCUGACCGGAAUCAACUCGAGCGGAACAAAAGCCGUCCUUUUGUCCCGACUCCGCAAGGAGCUUCUCAUACCCAAAUUGCCUUCUCCUCUACCUCAAUAUCCGCAGGAAUCAAAGCAUGGCUCAGCACCAUCUCCCCAUUUCAUUACCGAGGCCGGAAUAUCCGGAACCCAGACAAGCACACGAAUCAUCAGCGUCGACAUGGGCAUCCGCAACCUGGCGUAUUGCGUUCUCGACAUUCCUGCAUUCCCUGUCCAAAGCCCACAGGACGAAGUAAACCCAGCACCGCCAACUCCAAUUAUCCAGGCAUGGCAGCGUAUCGCCAUUGCUCCAAAGCCAGUCUCCUCGUCGGGCGGCGUAAAACUAGACGUAGGAGACGAGAAUCGCUUGGUUUCAGCGAACGCGGCAAGCCUCGAUCCCGAAGACGAAGCUGGGCUCGCCUCAACAUCCAGUCUUGUCACCAAAGAGGCAUUCGAGCCCCCAGUAUAUGCUCGGCACGCGUACGAUCUUGUCUCCAAGACUCUCUUGCCUUACCGGCCUUCUCAGAUUCUAAUCGAGCGCCAGCGCUAUCGGUCCAUGGGCUCCGCUGCCAUCCAAGAGUGGACGGUGCGUGUUAACAUGUUUGAGGCAAUGCUGUACGCUGUCUUUGAGACGCUGUGCCGCGAAGAGAAGCUCCCUGGCAACGAGGGAAAAUCCGACAGUUUCUCGAAUAUCCCCGCCGUGCCUGCAGUCGUGCCAGUUGCGCCCGGGAAAGUCGCGUCUUUCUGGCUAGAAGAUCGCAUGGUCAGAAUGACGAGUCCGAAAUUGCACCAAAGCGAGACAACGGACUCUGAGCUUGGAGUGAUGGGGACUUCUGCGGUCUCGAAAAGCUCGAAAAUUCCGAAAAUUCCGAAAAAUUCAAAAUCUCAGAACAAAGCUUCCAAGAUCGACAUUGUAGGGAACUGGCUCAAAAGUAACUUUCUGGGUGGUGAGACAUGCACGACGACGAAUGCAUCACCUCAAAUCGGCAUCCGAGUAGGUGCAGAUGCGAUAGAUACAGCUAGGGCUUUCUUUGCGAAAUGGAAUAAGAACAAUACGAGUUCUCGCAGGGGGGGCAAGAAGUCGUCCUUGUCGUUGCCGUCGUCGUCCACGCAAAAGAAAGGUAAACAAGCUGCGGGCAAAGCUGGCAGAGAGUUGACAAGAGAUGAAGGGCCCAUGUCAAGCUCAGAUGGAGAAAAUGAAUUGCAAAUGGGCAAAUUAGAUGACCUUGCAGAUUGUCUUCUUCAAGGCAUGGCAUGGGUGCGGUGGGAGUACAAUCGACAGCGCAUUGUAGCUGGAGCACUGGACCAUGUUCUAGAGACGUCGAAGUAGUAACAACAGCAAAACUUGGAAGACUGUUUCUUUCGGCUCACUGGGCUGGUCGUUUACUAGAAAAGGACUGCAGACUUAAUCUUGGCAACGGCAUUGAGUACAAUGGUAGAGCAUCUUUCACGGUGCAAUGUAGAUAGCGAAGAAAUCUCAAUUAAAUGAAUGCGCAAGAUAGUGUUACGCCGAUCUAUUGGAUGUUUUAUUUUUCUCAGACAACCAAAAAAAAAUUAUUAGCGGAGUGACAGAAUGCGGGGAUUUGAAAGGAAAAGAAGAAGAAAAUGGCGGACCAAAGGACUCCAUUAUGCAGUGCGAGAAUAUCGCAUGAAUUUGUGGCCAGCGAAACCGCUCGUGGAAUAAUCGCCUAAAUGUGAUGAGCUACGGGG